Monodelphis domestica (gray short-tailed opossum) is the source of this 4718-nucleotide messenger RNA. The record is from RefSeq and is a predicted model, not a curated record. Lineage: Eukaryota; Metazoa; Chordata; Mammalia; Didelphimorphia; Didelphidae.
AAAUAGCCAGAGUUUCCCUCCUACUUAGUUCGUCCGCCGGUUGCACGGAGGGAGCUUUGGUAUCUGUACCAUGUCUUCCAUGGGGACUCUGGAAUUUGACGAAUAUGGCCGUCCUUUCCUCAUCAUCAAGGACCAAGAGCGCAAGUCUCAUCUUAUGGGACUGGAGGCACUCAAGUCUCACAUAAUGGCGGCUAAGGCUGUAUCAAAUACAAUGAGAACAUCACUUGGACCUAAUGGGCUUGAUAAAAUGAUGGUGGAUAAGGAUGGUGAUGUGACUGUAACCAAUGAUGGUGCCACCAUUUUAAGCAUGAUGGAUGUAGAUCAUCAGAUUGCUAAACUAAUGGUUGAACUUUCCAAAUCACAGGAUGAUGAGAUUGGAGAUGGGACUACAGGAGUAGUUGUUUUGGCUGGUGCUUUGUUGGAAGAAGCUGAACAACUGCUGGAUCGUGGUAUUCACCCAAUCAGAAUAGCAUAUGGUUAUGAGCAGGCUGCUCGCAUUGCCAUUGAACAUUUGGACAAAAUCAGUGAAAGUUUUCCAGUUGAUGUUGGAAACACUGAACCCCUCAUCCAGACUGCAAAAACAACUCUUGGUUCUAAAGUAGUUAACAGCUGCCACCAACAAAUGGCUGAAAUUGCUGUAAAUGCUGUCCUGAUGGUAGCAGAUAUGAAACGAAGAGAUGUUGACUUUGAGCUAAUCAAAGUAGAAGGCAAAGUAGGAGGAAGACUUGAAAAUACUCAGCUCAUUAAGGGAGUAAUUGUGGAUAAGGAUUUUAGUCAUCCACAAAUGCUUAAAGAAGUGAAAAAUGCUAGGAUUGAAGUUCUUACUUGUCCAUUUGAUCCACCUAAACCAAAAACUAAACAUAAGCUUGAUGUUACUUCUGUAGAAGAUUACAGAGCCCUACAGAAAUAUGAAAGGGAGAAGUUUGAAGAGAUGAUUGAACAAAUUAAACUCACUGGUGCAAACCUAGCUAUUUGCCAGUGGGGCUUUGAUGAUGAAGCAAAUCAAUUACUCCUUCAGAAUAAGUUAUCUGCUGUCCGUUGGGUAGGGGGACCGGAAAUUGAACUGAUUGCCAUUGCAACGGGAAGGCGCAUUGUUCCACGGUUCUCUGAACUUACAUCUGAGAAACUUGGUUUUGUUGGUCUUGUGAAAGAGAUUUCUUUUGGCACAACAAAAGACAAAAUGCUCGUUAUAGAGAAAUGUCGGAACUCCAGGGCUGUGACCAUAUUCAUUAGAGGAGGAAAUAAAAUGAUCAUUGAAGAAGCAAAACGAUCUCUUCAUGAUGCUCUUUGUGUGAUCAGAAACCUAGUUUGUGAUAAUCGUGUGGUAUAUGGAGGUGAUGCAGCUGAAAUAUCUUGUGCUUUGGCAGCUAGUGAAGAAGUUGAUAAGUGUCCUUCUUUGGAGCAAUAUACUAUGAGAGCUUUUGCAGAUUCAUUAGAGGUCAUUCCCAUGGCCCUUUCUGAAAAUAGUGGUAUGAAUCCCAUCCAAACUAUGACUGAUGUACGGGCCAGACAAGUGAAAGAAAUGAAUCCUGCCCGUGGCAUUGACUGUUUGCAUAAGGGUACAAAUGAUAUGAGACAACAACAUGUGAUAGAAAUUGGCAAAAAGCAACAGAUUUCUCUUGCAACACAAAUGGUCAAGAUGAUUCUGAAGAUUGAUGAUAUUCGCAAACCAGGAGAAUCUGAAGAAUGAAAUCUUAAAUUGGAGGAAAAUGUAGUAAAGCUACUAUUGUGUUUAAGUGAACAGAAGUCAUGCGUUGGAACUACAGCUAUUUAUUAUUUUUUCCCUUUUCUGGCACUGUUUUUGCUAUAUGCUAAAGACAAUAAUAAAAUAGCUGUUUAAUAACUAUAACUUGUUUCAAAAACAUGUAUUUGUUGAGAGAUUGACACACAGCUUUUGUAUUUGUUAUAUUAAAGGGAUAUCUUUUGAAUUAGACCUUUAUCUGUUUCUCAAGUUUUAAGCAAAGCUCAUUAUUUGUAGCAGCAUCUAAAUGAGGCUUCAUUUGUGAAAGUGAAAUGUGGAAGUCAAAGGAAAGGGUGACAUUUUGCUAGUCAUUGAAUUGAGAUAUGUUAUCCUAACAGUUCUGGUCCUAGAUUCACUUGUUAUUCUUGCAUUUCUACAAACCUUGAGAGAAGACUAUAUGCUUCCCACUAUUCAGAGAAAUAUCCUUGGAUUGGGGCUGCUGAUUUCAAACUAUAUUCAUUUGGUUGAGAACUUAAUGGCAUGGUACAGUGGUUACAGUACAGUAUUUGCCAUCAUAUGAUAUCAAAGAAGCAUUUCCAGUCAUGCCUCUAGACUCCAGAGUUGAGAAUCCUCUCCCUUUGUUUCUCCUCCUCCUCCUCUCCCCAGCAUUCACAUAAGAAAGGUCAAAGUGCAUCUAUAGAUCAAGUUCCCAGUAGCACCUUCCAGAUACUGAGGUUCAAGAAGCAGACCUGAACUCAGGAAUUCGCUUCCAAUUUGGGUCACAUCUAGCAAAAUUUCAAGUGCACAUUCACCAAGGCAAAAGAGUAUAGUGCAGGGGAUUCACAAGAUCUUAGUAGCCAUCACUUCACAGCUGUCAGCUGGUCAGUAGCUUUGAUUUACAGAUCUGUGUAAGUACAAGUUCUGCUUGAUUGAUUAAUGUGUGUGUUCUGAAAAGUAAAUUACAUGAUGGAUAUGAAAGGGUUUUGAAAACAAAGAUGGUUUUCUUAUUAGAAAUAAACCCGAAGUGUAUAACAAUGAAAACUAGGAAAUAGUUAUGUAAAGGUAACUGAAGCCCUAGAUCUAAAAUGGUUCGUGUGAAAUUUGGUUUUUAAACUACAUUUAUUUUAGUUUUCAUGUUCUAGAUAUGUUUGGAGGUUUUUUGGUUUGGGGGGCAGAUGGUUAUUUGUAACAAUCAAAAGACAUGGUCCUGGAUAAUUAUCAUAAUAAACUUAAUUUUCAUUAAAAAAAAGAAAAAAGAAAAAUAGCCAACUUCUAGUUGUCUAUUUUCUUUUUUUAAAUAAAUGCCUUUUGUUUUUCUAUUACAUUUGUUUCUGAAUAUUCCUUUCCAACUCCUAUACUCAAACUUUCCUUCCAAAUUCAAUACAGCAAUCACUUAUGUGCCUUUCACUAUUCUAUGUGCUAGGAUUCAAAGGCAAAAAACAACAACCAGUUCAUGACAUCAAAAAGUGUAUAUUCUUUUGAGAGAAAUAACAGACACAGAUAAGUUGAUACAAAAUAUAUACAAAUAUAGAAAAUAUAUGCUACUAUAUGUAUUUGUAUACAUGCACAUAUUUAUAUUGUAUGUAUUUAUAAACAGGUAUAGGUAUGUAUGUAUGUAUGUGUAUAUAUAUAUAUAUAUAUAUACAUAUAUAUAUAUAUAUAACUAUAUAACUAUGUAGCUAUGUAGCUAACUAACCCUCCAGAGAAGAGGGUACUAGCAAUUCAGGGAAUCAAGAUAGGCUUCCUGUAGGAAGUAUCAUUUGAGUUGGACUUUGAAUUAAGCUAGAGUUCUUAUGAAUCAGAGGUGAAGAAAAGUAAGAGCUCAUCUUCAGGAGAAGGGAAUGGACUUGAGAUGUAUUUUGGAGCUAGAAUCAGAUAUCAUGACAUGAUUGAAUAUGAAGGUUGAUAGGCAGGGAAGGGAUAAGGAUAACUUUGAGUUUAUGAACCUAGGUUACUAGAUGGAUGGUGCAUAUGAGAUGCUGAAGGGACAUCUAGUUGCAGUUGUCCAAUUAGUAGUUGAUCAAAUGGACCUGUAAUUCAGACAAAAGACGGGCUGGACAUAUGGAAUCAUCUUCAUAGAGAUAAUUUUGGAUUCAUGAAGAGCUAUCACCAAGAAAGAAUGUAGAGAGACAAGAAGGCCCAGGGGUACAAAUAGAGUAUGUAUGGGACAAAGCUGAUGAUCCUGCAAAAGAUAUCAAGAAAGAAUGGCCAGACAGGUUGGAGAAGAACCAGAAAAGCAUAGCAUACUGAAAACUGAGAAGAGAGGAUGGCUAGCAAAAGUGAGUGGUCAAGGUGAGUGCUGUAGAAAGGUCAAGAUGAGAAAAGGCCAAUUGGAUCUGGCAAUUAAUAAAUAAUUUGAAAUCCUUGAGAGAGCAGUUAAAAUUGAAUGAUUACAAGGAGUUGAGAAGCAAAUGUGAGUCAUGAAAAUGAAGGGGCAGAAUAUAGGAUGUUUUUUUUUUAAAUGAAUUUGGCUAGGAAGAGGAGAUAGAGUGAUAAUUUGAGGGGAUGAUAAAAUCUUGUGAAGAUUUUUCAAGAGAUUGGGGAUAGGCAGUAAGAAGGAGUCGGAGAUCAAUAAGCAGAAAGGAGUGAUGAUAUAAGGAUAAGAUGCCGGAGGAGAAAGAUCUAUAUACAAAUAGAACAGUUGAUUUUUCAAAAGAAGACCUAUGUUUUUAUUUUUUAAUUAAAGGAGGAAAAGUCUAAAGAAAAAUAAUCAGUUCAGCAAAAGAAUAAAAACAUUGAGCAUGUUAGUGGUAUUUGCAGUAUUAUAUAAGCAAUGUUCCCAACCUCUAAAACAAAGAGAAGUAUGCUUCAGUCCCAUGAUGGUGACCCUAUGGCAUGUGUGCCAAAGAUGGCAUGUAGAGACCUCUCUGUGGGCACAUGUACUAGAAAGGCAGAGGGAUUCAGGUGGAGCUGCUCCUUUCCCACUCUUCAUCAUUGUGAUAGAUAUAAGAGAGGGUGAGUAAAUUUGACCGCAGAAAUAUGUUUCACUACAGUGUCUUGGGUUUUAAAAUCAAAUAUAAGGUGGUUGCCAGGGAAA